Molecule: messenger RNA, 3844 nt
Organism: Magallana angulata
Lineage: Eukaryota; Metazoa; Mollusca; Bivalvia; Ostreida; Ostreidae
Product: serine/threonine-protein kinase N2-like
Exons: 21
Coding region: 109-3120 (1003 amino acids)
Biological process (GO): signal transduction; protein phosphorylation
Molecular function (GO): small GTPase binding; ATP binding; protein serine/threonine kinase activity
Source: RefSeq, a predicted model, not a curated record
AUAAUUGACGGUUUCAUGAUUAAAACCGGUCUUUGAGAGGGGAAGUUUCGUUGCCUAAUAUUUUACCUCGUCUCGGAAACUCAUUUCCUUGUCAGAAAAACAACAAAGAUGGCGACAGACUCGGGCACCUCCUACUAUCAGGGAGGUGCCGUGGUCAACUCGUACACCGAGAUAGGAAAGAGGUUUGGGUUUGACCCCAGCUUAACUGAGUUUGACCUUCAACAGAGGCUGGAGGAGAUGAGGGAACAUCUCAAAAAGGAAAUUAGAAAAGAGAUGAAGAUCAAGGAAGGGGCGGAAAAGUUAAAGGAGGCCACCACCGACAAGAAGAGUUUAUCCGACGUCCAGAGCAUCGUGAAGAAGUCGAACAAUAAGCUGAAGGAGCUUCAGACUGACCUCCAGGAAAUUAACGCCUAUCUAUUGGUGUCCAACAGUGCCAGUGUUCAUGAUUCUCUCGCAGAAGACAAAGAUCGAGAAAAAGAUGCUGGUGAUAUGGACCCCGUAUCUCAGAGGCUUACAUCACUGCAGAAACAGUACAACAUUGAAAAUAAGGUUAAACAGGGAGCAGAAAACAUGAUCAAUAUGUACAGCAGUGGGAACUUCCGGGACAAAAAGAUGCUAGCUGAGGCCCAGCAGAUGUUGUCAGAUGCCAAAACCAAGAUGGAAAUUAUCAGAAUGCAGAUUCUGAAAGUCACUCAGGAUGCAACCAAUAUGGAUGAUGCAAGUCAGCGGUGCGAGGUGCUGUCUCCUCUGGAGCUAAGAAUCGAGGAGUUGCGACAUCAUUUCAGGAUCGAGUCAGCUGUCCAGGAGGGAGCUAAGAACGUGAUGAAGCUUCUUCAGAACAGCAAGUCGCCGGACAGCAAGGCCCUGAAAGAGGCAACCCUGAAAUUACAAGAAUCAAGUCAAAAACUUGAGCUGUUACGAAUCUCCCUGGAAAAUCGGUGCAAUGAACUUGAACCCAAGUCUAAAAAAAUUGAAAUGUUAAAGAAGGAGUUGGACACUAUUACUGUGUCCCCUGGUUACGCGUCCAAAGACAACACAUUAACGCGGGAUUCCUCCAAGUCACAAAAUUCCUCGCCAUUCUCCAAGGCAGCGGCCAUUACCGGCAAAUUGGAGGUUAGGCUUGUUGGGUGCCAAGGUUUACUAGAAGACAUUCCUGGAAGAAAAAAAGACAACCUUCAACUUCUCCUGUCAAGUCCUGGUGAAAGCAAAAGUUUACUCAGGUCCAAGCGUAGCAGCACCAAGACCUACACUGUCAAAGAGGAGUUGUCAAGUGAGGUGAUGGCGGUUGUGAAACUAGACAACCUACAGGUGGCCCAGACUAGCUGGAAGUCUCACAGUCAGCAGUGCUGGGAUAAUAGAAUUAGUAUAGAACUUGAUAGGUCUAGAGAAUUAGAAAUAGCAAUAUACUGGCGGGACUGGAGACAGAUGGCAGCUAUCAAGUUCCUGCGUCUGGAGGACUUCCUGGAUAACCAGCGCCACGGAAUGGCAAUCCAUCUGGAGCCGCAGGGAAUCCUGUUCGCUGAGAUUACAUUUUUAAAUCCUUCUUUGUCCAGAAGGCCAAAGCUACAAAGACAGAGAAAAAUAUUCCCCAAGCACAAAGGAAAGGAUAUUUUGAGAGCUAAGCAAGUGAAUAUCAAUGUGGCUACUUGGGGUCGUCUCAUGAAAAGGUCGCUGCCUCAGCAAUGUGUGGACUCCAAUGCACUCACCCCACCUACACAGAUUACCUCCCCUGGCAUUAUGGCAUCAGACAGGGGGCCCCCUAUUCACCAGAUUAAUUUUGAGCCAACUGAGGAGAGACCACCACGGAUGCCUGAUUCUUCCCCACCUUCCAUACUUUAUGCACAAAAAGAAUUCACCACACCCCCUCACCAGCAGGAGCGAGCUGUACAGGACGCCUUGAAAUCUUUUGAUUUUCUGCCCGACGACCAGUCCAGUGUGAUUGAUCUGGACAACUUGGAACCUAAACCCUCUAAUGCCCGGCCCGUGUCUUACAAGGACUACCGAGCGCCCUCACCCCCCACAACCCAGCCCCGCCCUGCCUCAACGGCGGUGAUGGAAACCCCCAAGUCUUCCAGACAACAAUCUUAUGCAGUUGAACCAGACUAUUCAAGCCAGCAUGUGAACAUGGAUGAGUUCAGGCCAAUAAGUGUACUGGGAAGAGGGCAUUUCGGAAAAGUUAUCUUGGCGGAGUACAAAAAUACCAAUGAAUAUUAUGCCUUGAAAGCUUUGAAGAAACCAGACAUCAUCGCUCGGGAUGAAGUGGAAAGCUUGAUGUCUGAAAAGAGAAUAUUUGAAGUUAUUAAUUCCAUGCGACAUCCAUUCCUUGUUAAUUUAUUUGCUUGUUUCCAAACUGAGGCUCACGUUGUUUUUGUGAUGGAGUAUGCCUGUGGUGGUGAUUUGAUGAUGCACAUUCACAGUGACGUCUUCUCAGAGCCUCGGACUGUGUUCUACUCGGGUUGUGUGGUUCUGGGGCUUCAAUACCUACAUGAACAUAAUAUUGUGUACAGAGAUUUGAAAUUAGAUAACUUACUGUUGGAUCAGGAAGGCUACUUAAAAAUUGCCGACUUUGGGUUGUGCAAGGAGGGGAUGGGUUUUGGGGACAGAACGAGUACGUUUUGUGGCACCCCCGAGUUCCUGGCCCCUGAGGUGCUGACGGAGACCUCCUACACGAGGUCUGUGGACUGGUGGGGCCUAGGUGUUCUUAUCUUUGAAAUGUUGGUGGGAGAGUCACCAUUCCCUGGAGAUGAUGAAGAAGAGGUGUUUGACAGUAUUGUGAAUGAAGAAGUCAGAUACCCCCGCUUCUUGUCAACAGAAUCCAUUGCCAUCAUGAGAAGGCUUCUAAGACGGAAUCCUGAUCGCCGCUUGGGAUCCAGUGAGAGAGAUGCAGAAGACGUCAAGAAGCAAGCUUUCUUCAGGAAUUUAUCUUGGGAUGACCUGCUGAUGAAGAAAGUCAAGCCUCCAUUUGUUCCCACUGUGAAAUAUUCUGAGGAUGUGAGCAAUUUUGAUGAAGAGUUUACUCAAGAGAAACCCGUGCUAACUCCUGCCAAAGACCGCAAAUCUUUAUCUGCUGAAGAUCAAUUACAGUUUAGAGACUUUAACUACAUUGCUGAUUGGUGCUAGCAUUGUGACAAAGUUCAAAGGUCACUUAGCCUCUGCUUCAGUAUUUCUUCCAAGAUGUAUGUUGCCAGCAUUUUUCACUGGCAUUGAUCAAGCAAGUAGGGAAAACAGCAAUAAGGAUUAAUAUAUUGCUAACACUGUGAAUGAUGCUUGGAUCUAAUGCCUCUAAGUAUUAUAUGUUAGGACAAAAACUGCUUUCAUGUUGAAGAUAAAAUAACAAGCAUAUGUGCACUUGACAUUUCUCGCUCCUAAACCUGAACAAAUUCACACUGACCCCUCUGUAUCAUUGUCAUUAGUUCUGGAGCAGGGAUGUCCAUCGUUACUGUAUGUUUAUUUCUGUAUCUACAGGGAAUAAAUUAACUCCAAAGAGUUGUGCAAAUCUACAAGGGUUUAAAUGUUGGUGCAUUUAGUCAUAAUAUAGGUAGGGACUAUACAAGAGUGUGAGAGGGCCGCCCCUGGGUUAGAUGAUCCCUGGGUGAGUGGUCUUUGUGAGGAAUUCUUCCCCCCUUACUGUGAUAUUUGUGUAGUCUUUGGAUGUGUGUGUGUGAAUCACAGUAUCUGUGUACUUACACGGGAGCCAACUAAUGAAUGAAGUGAAUACCUGGAGAUAUCAACAGACAAGUAGAGCAUUAGAUUUGUACACACUACAUUAUGAUUGUUGCUACUGAGGGAAUUCAUUGCCCAGUUAUUUUAUUGGGAAUUAUUAUGAAUAAAAUAAAUAACCUUA